CCCGAGUCCGAGUAUCUGUAACCAUACACGGAGCCGAGUGUUGGACACUAUGUCACCUUCUAUCAACGAUCCACAGCUUACACGCUGCGUCGAGUCAGACGAGUCUUUCGGGUCAGCGUUCGAUUAGUUCGUACUUGUAGUGUCCGAGUCGCAUGUGAACAGCCUCUCCUUCGUGAUGCCAGCCAGAUAAGACUAGUAUUACUUGGGAAUCCGACAUUCUCUCUCCCGCCCACCUGAUCUAUCUUACGCCGAAUGCGCGCAACUGAGAGAUGAGACUCCUCAAUCGUCUAGGUGCGCUUGUCGCCUUCGCGGCGGCGGCGGCGACAGUGGCAUCGGCCGAGCAGCCCGUCCUCUUCCACGGCACCUCGGUCGUCAUCCUCCCCAGCAACGGAACAUCGUCCCCCUCCAAGAGCACCCUCAAGGCAGCCAACUUUUACUGCUACAUGACCGACCAGGGCUACUUUAGCUUCGGAUGGUGGGUAAACCCCUCCCCCGCCGCCAACACCUCCCACUGCACGCCCGACUCCCCCAACUACCACUGGUACGAGUUCGCGACCCUGCAAGGCUGCGACAGCGGCGCCGGCACCUGCGAGUUCUCGACGCAGAACAUUGCGGUUCGCGCGCCGCGCGGCGAGGACGGGAAUAACGACGGUUAUGACGACGAUGAUCACAAAGAUGGUGAUGAGGAUAGUGAGAGGCGUGAUCCGGAUGCGGGCCCGCUGCCGGUGCCGUUUCCGCAUGAUCGGAAAUUGCGCUAUGUGAUCCGGCCGGUGGAUGUUGGGAAUGGGGCGCAUGGCCAGAUGGCGGUGAGUUGGGUGGAUGAUGGGGAGGUGCAGGUGUAUGGGGUGGGGACGCGGGAGGUGUUGAGUGGCGUGGGAGGGGAGGGGAAGGGGGGCGAGGAGGGGUUGGCGGCGUGUCGGAAGGCCAUGGGGACGCUGAGGGGGGUGUUUGAGAAGUAUCGGCCGCGGUUGGCGAUGGAGGUGGAUUGGGCGCUUUGUGAUGAGGGUGUGAAGGGUGGGAAGGGGAGGUUGUUCAGGCAGGGUGGUGAUGGGGGGCGUUAUAGGGGGGGUGAUUUGUAG
This is a messenger RNA of Chaetomium fimeti, 1079 nucleotides long. RefSeq lists its product as uncharacterized. Lineage: Eukaryota; Fungi; Ascomycota; Sordariomycetes; Sordariales; Chaetomiaceae. The transcript is spliced from 2 exons. Bases 270 to 1079 code for a protein of 269 amino acids. The record is from RefSeq and is a predicted model, not a curated record.